Anthonomus grandis grandis is the source of this 2764-nucleotide messenger RNA. Its product is annotated as zinc finger protein 800. NCBI's taxonomy places the organism in Eukaryota, Metazoa, Arthropoda, Insecta, Coleoptera, Curculionidae. Bases 257 to 2674 code for a protein of 805 amino acids. The record is from RefSeq and is a predicted model, not a curated record. The transcript is spliced from 7 exons.
GGGGUUUCUACACCCUUUUUAACCAUUAAAGAAACAAUUUUUGAUUAUUUAUAAUCGAUUAUUGAUUAGUUUGAACUUUAGUUAAUGUGAUAUUGAUGUGGGGCACCCGCGGCACCGCAGCCCCAUCUCGUAAUUCUUAACGCAACAUAUUCAAGUCUAAAUCCCUGUAGUUUAGUGCGCGCAAGUGCGUCCAGAGGGCGUCAGAAAUACGUGAGUAAGAAUAGUAUGUUACGAUCUAUAAAGUGAGGUGUUCAAUAUGGUGGGCAACAAUAAGACUACCAAGCGGGCCAAGAAGCCUAUAGAAACCACUUUGGGGAAGGCCCCGAUAAGCUCUAAGGAGGCCCCAGAUGUUUCUCUUCUAAGGAAACCAAUUGAUACUAAUUUGACUAAUUUAAAGAGAAUAGUUUCCCUUUUGGAGGGUGGUACUGAUGAAGUCAAAGACAUCCUCACGUACGAAUGUGAUAUUUUAUACGAAUGCCGUGCCUGCAGGUCCAUAUAUCGUAGCAUAGCGAAUUUUAUUUUGCACAAAAGAACGUACUGCAAGAACAGGUUUUGUGUGACUGAUUUUAUUAAUAAUAAUAAUAAUCAUCUUGACAGAGACGUUCUGCCGCAGGAGAGUCAGAAAAUGUCUCGUUUAACUCAGGUAGUGGACAAACUGCAUGAAAUCGGAAGAGUUCAUGAGGCCACCAAGCCAUUGUUCACCAUGGAUUUAUCAGAAGAAGACCCAGUGAAGAGCAUGGAUCAACUGGAUGAGAAAUUCUCCUCAAAUUUCAACCAGCUGGUCCUGGAAAAGAUUGAUAGUAACCACGGGGGGGUUUUCCAGACCUUAAAUUUUGACCAUAGUACGGUUUCGAAUAAAUUAGACGUAAUGGAGCUGCACAGGAAACUGGAGCACGACGUGCCAGUCCUGGACUCGAACGGUAAAACGUUCGGGUUCACCAGCAGCGAUUUGUACCCCGGUGACAUUUUCCCCAGUCCGGUUUUCAGCUGUUCAAGUUGCACCAAUAAAUAUUCCUCUGAGAAGACUUUGGCUCACCAUAUCAGGACAAUCCACAACCCGAGUCGUCUGGUGUUCCUCUGUCCUACCUGUAACGAUCCUUUCUCGAGUCCCUGGUGCGUCUACCGCCACCUGGUAAGGGUCCAUCGGAUGACCAAUAAGCAGGUGAGGCGGGUGCGCGACCAAGUCAACAGCAGCAUGAUGAGUCGCGGCGAGUUCGACGCUAAAAUCAAGAAAAAAGCACCGCGGGAGGGCCUACAGGAGGAUUCGGAAAAUCAGUGGAUCGCGGAUAUCGAGGGCGAUAAAGAUUUUCAGGUGUGCGCGGGUUGCGGUAAACAUUUCGAACGUAGGGCGGCCCUUCAUUCGCAUUCGCAAAUGUGCGCCAAACGUUUGGAGGUCUUUAACAGUAUUAAUAAGGAGAAGGCGAAAAAGAAGGCGCUGGAAAAAGUGAGGGUGGAGGUGGACGGUAACGAGAGGGUCGCCUUAAAAGGGGCCCUCAAGCGGAAAUCUGGGGGUUGUAUGCGCGUGAAUAAGCAAACGAGUGAUGAUAGUAUUUUGAGGGCGAGUUUAGUGAAACCAAGUCGCGCCAUCACCCAGACUAAGUCUGAGGAAACUGUCACGGUUAAACCGAAAAAAAUAGAGCGCAGGUCGUACUCUUCGGUCGAAAUCGUCUCGGACGACGUCAUUUGUCUCAGUUCAGACGACUCAAGAGGCAACGAGAUCGAAAUCGUCCGAAAAUCAACUGAUAACCAAGUGAUUCUUCUUGAAGAUGAUGCUCCACAGCAAGUGAACAUGGACGAGCUCUCCUAUAACAACCCUCUGAAGAAGUUGAAAACGAAAACCACCCUCCUGGACAAGGCGAGCUCUUACAUAGACACCUCCGAAAUGGUCUGCCGCCCUUGCAAAACCUACUUCCUCACCUUCGACCUCCUGAUGCACCACAUGUCCGCGCAUUUUUCCUGGUUUCGCUAUCAGUGCAGCAAAUGCUCAUUCGUAACUUACGCGAAAAGCGACUGUUUAGCUCACGUGCAACGAGAGCAUCAGUUGCCCGAACAGUCGUGCGUACUGCCCUUACCCAACUGGAAAAGCGUCCUCAUGUCCCACGACUUCCGACUUCUGGACCCUGAAGUGGAUUUCAAGGGGUGCCAUACAGAUGAACGCAUUUGCUUGGACGAGGAGGUGACUGAGAAGGAGCAGACUCCUUGCGAAACCGUUAAAACUGAGGCCAAUUCGUUGUUUGACGAGGAGGGCGUUGAAGAAACCUCCCUUAAAUUAGAGCCUUGCAUGGAUAGUGAGGAUAUAGAUAUGUCGGAGACGGAGGAUGAUUUGCAAGUGCUGCCCGAACCAGUGGAACUGGAAAUGCCCGCGCUGGUAUCGGAAGCGUUAAAACCCAGCGAGGAGACCGUUUCCAGUUUCGGUUCCGUGGCAGCCGAGCAGUACGAGGAAGAAUCGAACGACGACUGGGGGAUUCCGCAGCCAGUAAAAAAAGAAGAGGAGGAGGCGGUGUUGCCGGUGCCCACUUAUACCAGACCUGCGCGUAUCAGGACGACCGUGAAGCAAGAGGACUUUUUGUACUACGAUCGCGGCAACCUGGUGGGGGUUUUUAAGAAAACUAAAGGUGUCGAGGGUGGUAAUAAGGUGAAACAGGUUCCUAAUACGGUUACAAAGAAAAAGUAGAGUGCGGUUUUGUUUUAAUUAUUUAUUUCGUUACCUUUUAAAUUAUUAUAAAUUUAAUAUAUUUUUUUUUAAUAAAAGUUCAAUUUUUUA